GUCAGGACAGAGCACGCGUCUGAUUUUUUAGUCAAAAUGGAAAAACAAAUUUAUUUCAAAACUUUAUUUCUUUUUGUGAUUUUCUGUGAAGAAAUUGCAUCCCUAUCAGAUAAUUAUACCAUUUCAGAUGAGUCAUCGGAUUAUCUUGUCCGUAAGAAACGUUUAAUCGAUAGAACACCGGAUGGAAAUAGACCGGUGUCAAUUCAACAAGUAUAUUAUAUCGUUAAUCUGGAAGAAAAUGGAUUACAUGUAUGCGCUGGUAGUAUACUCUCAGAGUUUGUUAUUAUAACUGCCGCUCACUGCCUUGACCGUCCUGCAAGGUACACAGUUCGAUCUGGCUCAGCACACGUAAAGCGUGGAUUAUCUCACAAUAUCAUAAGAAUAUUAAGAUACCCAAGAGCUCGUCCGUUUACAUUUCAAAGUGAUUUUACACUGCUUACCAUUGAGCCAUCUAUCAAUUUGGUACAUUCUCCUAAUCGGCAAAUAAACAUCUAUAAUGGACAUAUACCACCAAAUACUCUUCUUUUAACUAGUGGCUGGGGGCUUGCCCUAAAACGUGCUGGUAUGGAUUGCUUCAACGGUAGGUCAACGACAAUGGGCUUUCCAAAACAUUUGCGAUCAAUCACUUUGCCUACAAUCAGUACGGAGGAGUGUCGAAAUGAACAUGAUGGAGACCACGCAAUUACAGACGAAGUAAUUUGUACUUUUGAUACAUCUGGACAAAAACGAUGUGGUGUUGGUGAUGGUGGCAAUCCUCUGGUGAUGAAUGGUCAACUGGUUGGUCUUAUGGGAUGGAACGCGCCCGGCAGUCCUAAUAUUUUUGUUAACUUGGCUUAUCCCGAAUACAGACUCUGGAUCCUUUCAAACCUUCCACAUCCACACUCUGCACCUCAUCCACAUCAAAGCAAUCCACUACCAAGCCCAGACAGCUUAACAAGUUCACACAGUUCAUCAAACUCACGCAAUACUUUCAGUCCUAAAAGUACUAGUCCACGUCUUAGGGAAUACCAGGGACAUGAUGUCCAUUUUGGAUACUGAUCAAAUGGAAUAAUU
Molecule: messenger RNA, 1053 nt
Organism: Belonocnema kinseyi
Lineage: Eukaryota; Metazoa; Arthropoda; Insecta; Hymenoptera; Cynipidae
Product: trypsin-7-like
Exons: 4
Coding region: 37-1038 (333 amino acids)
Biological process (GO): proteolysis
Molecular function (GO): serine-type endopeptidase activity
Source: RefSeq, a predicted model, not a curated record